This is a messenger RNA of Synchiropus splendidus (mandarinfish), 856 nucleotides long. It is a transcript of the gene tnnt2d, whose product is annotated as troponin T2d, cardiac. The transcript has 11 exons. Gene Ontology annotation, molecular function: troponin I binding; troponin C binding; tropomyosin binding. The record is from RefSeq and is a predicted model, not a curated record. Gene Ontology annotation, cellular component: troponin complex. Gene Ontology annotation, biological process: cardiac muscle contraction; sarcomere organization; regulation of muscle contraction. NCBI's taxonomy places the organism in Eukaryota, Metazoa, Chordata, Actinopteri, Syngnathiformes, Callionymidae. Bases 3 to 749 code for a protein of 248 amino acids.
UAAUGUUCACCUUCCUCUUUCUUUAUCUCCUCUCCACGCUGUGUAGAGAUGAAGAUGCACAAGAAGAAACAACAGAUGGAUCGAAGCCAAAACCAAAGUUCAUGGCCAACAUUACGGCCCCGAAGAUCCCAGAUGGAGAGAAAGUGGAUUUUGAUGACAUCCACAGGAAGCGUCAGGAGAAGGAUCUGUCUGAGCUGCAGUCUCUGAUCGAAGCUCACUUCAUCCAGAGGAAGAAAGAAGAGGAGGAGCUCAUCGCGCUGGUCAACAGAAUUGAGAAGCGCCGAGCUGAGAGAGCAGAGCAGCAGAGGAUCCGAGCGGAGAAGGAGAAGGAGCGACAGGCCAGACUGGCGGAGGAAAAGGAGAGGAGGGAGCUGGAGAACCAACGGAAGAUGAUGGAUGAGGACGCCAAGAAGAAGAAGGCCCUGUCAAACAUGACUCAGCAGUAUAGUGCUGGCCAGAAGAAUGAGAACAGGAGGGGAGGCAAGAAACAAACGGAAAGGGAGAAGAAAAAGAAGAUCCUGGCAGAGCGCAGGAAGCCUCUCAGUGUCGACCAUCUCAGUGACGAUAAACUCAGAGAGAAGGCCAACGAGCUGUGGCAGUGGCUGAUGUCUCUGGAGGCAGAGAAGUUUGAUCUCAGCGAGAAGCUCAAGAGACAGAAGUACGAUAUCAACCAGCUCCUUGUCAGAGUGCAGGAUCACCAGAGCACCAAGGGUCGCGGCAAGGGAAAGAUGGGUGGACGGCUCCGGUAAAGAGAGGUGGCGAGGGUGCGACAGGUGUGACACUCCACGCCUCCACCAGGGUGACCGUAGUUCUGUGUUAUUGGGUACAUGUGAAUUAUCCAGAUAUCAAAUCAAUA